Messenger RNA from Podospora bellae-mahoneyi, 906 nucleotides. RefSeq lists its product as uncharacterized. The coding region runs from base 1 to 597 and encodes 198 amino acids. The transcript has a single exon. The record is from RefSeq and is a predicted model, not a curated record. Lineage: Eukaryota; Fungi; Ascomycota; Sordariomycetes; Sordariales; Podosporaceae.
AUGGGACUCUUUCACUGGGAUACCGAUAUCAACUUCACCCCCGGCUCCCACCACUACAAGUGGAACUUUGCCACCGGCCGCUUCGAAAAAGCUACUAACUGGUGGAACCCCUUCGCCUCCUCCUCAGCCUCCUUCCCCGACCCCGUCGUCCAACAUGUUCAGGACAUCUUCGCGCCCGGCUCUCAGUUCAGAGAAGACCUGAGCUGGUUCGGCCACUGGAUCUCCAGCGUGGUGAACAAAAGCCUCUGGCCGACCCUCGAGCCGACGGUGAAUAGGUUCGCCGGGUUCCUGCACCACUCCCCCGAGAUGGUCUCCGCGAUCGUGGUGCUGCUGGUGAUUUUUGUCUCGAUCCAGAUCGUCAGGUUGAUGCACAGGGUGGUGAGGUUUUGGACGAGGUUGCUGGUCAGGCUGGCUUUUUGGGGGGUGGUGGGGUUGGUGGUUAGUAUGGCGUGGGAUAGGGGGUUGGAGCAGAGCAUAAGGGACUUGGUCUUGGUGGGCACGGGAUUGUACAGAUGGGGAAAGAGGGCGGGGCAGGUCUUUUGGGAUGAGUAUGAGAAGGCUCAGAGGGAGGUUCAGGAUGAUUGGAAGGGUUGGUGAGGAGGAGGUUUUGUUGGUCGUUGCGAAACGGAGAGAGUGUGACAAAAGCAGUAGGAAGGAGACAUGGUUAUGAUUGGGCUGGGAAAAGGAGUAAUAGGGGUUGAAGGGCGGACAUUUGGAAUGACGAUUUGGCUCUCGUGGACUUGGCUAAGGUAGCAUGAUCAGGAGUUUGGUGGCUGGUUUACUUGGGAAUUAUUUGGGCGGGGGAUUAGAGUGGUGCAUUAUCUUCGGGGAACAUAUCAACCUUACGAACAAACGUGGCACCGACAAUGGACGACGUACUUUCGCUCUUGAUAGCAGCAAGCCAGC